AUGAGCUCGAGCUCAAAAGAUACUUUCGGACGAAAUGCACAAUUUUCACCUUUGAACACGAUAGCCGUGGGUUCCUCUGUUCCGGGCGGCUGCCUACAUAAGCGCAGGCACCGGCGUAGGCGCAGCUCCCCUCCCCUCCUCUCCCUCCCAAAUAAACCCCCGCCCUCCUCCGCGCUCCGCGCCCAAUCCCCGCUUCCCACCGGCGACGAAACCCUCGCCUCCCCUCCCCUCCCUCCCCUCCCCGCCCCAUCCACCGGCGAGACCGGCGCACAGCUCGCAGCGCGGCCGAGACCGCGCGAGCCCGGCGCCGACCACAACCGCGGCGAGGAGCCGAGCGUCGGGAGCGGCGGGCGGGAUCACGACAAGCCUCGCGCCGAGGAACGAGCGGCGGGCGGCGCCGAGGAAGAACCGCGUCGCGAGCGGCGGGCGGGAUCACCACGCGCCGAGAAACGAACCGCAUCGCCGAGCGGCGGGCGGCGGAUGGCCAAGGAUUUGCUAUGGGAACUGGCGCUCAUGGCGUGGCCUCUCCUCAAGGAGGAGGCCGCGGAGCUCGCCAAAAGCGUGCUCCGCGAGCUGGCGCGCGAGGAGGCCAAGACGCGGCUCAAGGCCGCCGUCAAGGCUGGGGCGGAGGGCCUCAAGGGCCUUCUCGAGGCGCCUCCAUCCACUGCGACUCCGGCGCCGGCGGCAGAGGUGGCCGACCCGCGUCGGGUGGAGCUGCUGGUCGACGGAGCGGCGGUCUGCAUCGACCACGCCCCUCUGCUGCUGCGUGGUGGACGGCUUCUCCAUCUCCCCCUCUUCGUCGACGACGUCGUCCUCGCCAGGGUGGCGCCCAGCCUCCUCGGUCGGCUCGGCCCGGAGAUGGGGCCGGCCGUUGAGGCGCUGCUGCGCGGCAAGCUGAUCGCCCCGGGGGUGCAGUCGGCUCUACGCUCCGGCCUGGAGCUGCCACCCGCCGUCAGGCAGAUGCUCGCGGCCAAGUUUGAGACGAGCGCCGUGCAGAGCCUCGAGUGCUCCUCGCUCAUCGCCUUCGCCGCCAGCCCUGCUUCCUCCAUCACGGAGGCGACAGCGGGUGCGGGUGCCCAGGCGCUCCCCAGCCUACAGGACUUCGUCGUGUGCGCGUCCGCUCUGGGGGUCAUCGCCCUCGCCCUGUACCUCAUCUGGAGGGGGCCGCGCGGCGGCGGCGACUGAGCGCCGGGCGGGGCGACGACUGAGCGCCGGGCGGGGCGACGACGAGGAGUGAACAACACAUCGCCCCCGACCCGAAUUUUGUGUCUGUCGUCUGUAGGAACUUUA
Triticum aestivum (bread wheat) is the source of this 1290-nucleotide messenger RNA. RefSeq names its product adenomatous polyposis coli protein 2. Lineage: Eukaryota; Viridiplantae; Streptophyta; Magnoliopsida; Poales; Poaceae. The coding region runs from base 1 to 1185 and encodes 394 amino acids. The transcript has 2 exons. The record is from RefSeq and is a predicted model, not a curated record.